Eutrema salsugineum is the source of this 857-nucleotide messenger RNA. Its product is annotated as germin-like protein subfamily 1 member 11. The record is from RefSeq and is a predicted model, not a curated record. Gene Ontology annotation, cellular component: cell wall. Bases 56 to 724 code for a protein of 222 amino acids. The transcript is spliced from 2 exons. Gene Ontology annotation, molecular function: manganese ion binding. NCBI's taxonomy places the organism in Eukaryota, Viridiplantae, Streptophyta, Magnoliopsida, Brassicales, Brassicaceae.
AAUUCAAGAAGAAGAAAAAAAAAUCCUCUCUUUUCAGAAUUGCUUCAACUAGCAGAUGCCAAUGAAGAGUCUCUCUUUUUUCGCCAUUCUAUCUCUCUUGGCUUUAACACUUCCAUCAGCCAUUGCUUCUGACCCAAGCCCCCUUCAAGACUUCUGCGUUGGCGUAAACACCCCAGCAGAUGGUGUGUUUGUGAACGGAAAGUUUUGCAAAGACCCAAAGCUCGCCACAGCAGACGACUUCUUUUUCACAGGGCUUGACAAGCCAAGAGUUGCAACAAAUGCUGUCGGAACAAAUGUGACCCCCGUUUUUGCUGAUAAUCUUCCAGGGUUAAACACCCUCGGAAUUGCAUUUGCCCGUGUAGAUUAUGCAGUGAAUGGGCUGAUCCCGCCUCACACCCAUCCACGUGCCAGCGAGUUCUUGAUUGUCCAAGAAGGAACACUUUUGGCAGGUUUUGUCUCGUCAGACCAAGACGGAAAUCGUCUUUUCGCCAAAACACUCAACAAAGGUGAUCUAAUUGUGUUUCCAAAGGGACUCAUCCAUUACCAUGCCAAUGUGGGACGAGUUCCAGCAGUUGCAUUCACUUCUUUUAACAGCCAAAACCCAGGUCUGAUCACUGUUGCUAACACAGUGUUUGGGUCUAACCCGCCCAUAAACCCGGAUAUUCUUGCAAGGGCAUUUCAGUUGAACCGGAGGAAGAUCAUGGAUCUACAGGCCAUAUUCUGAUCAUACAAUAAAAACUAUUCAGCAGUUAACUGUUUUAGUUUUCUUUACCGUUUUCUGAAUAAGGAUCAUGUAUUAUCCAUCCCGUUUAAGACAAUAACGUGACAUGAUGUUAAUCAUUGUCAUUACCCUUGAA